Messenger RNA from Paraglomus occultum, 1445 nucleotides. NCBI's taxonomy places the organism in Eukaryota, Fungi, Glomeromycota, Glomeromycetes, Paraglomerales, Paraglomeraceae. The record is from the annotation of a GenBank genome assembly.
AGCCAGUGGAACAGUACCAUCAACUACUUGAAAAGGUUGGGUAUGGUAGAUUCAUAAUGCUAUAUGGUACACAUGCAUCAGGCAAGUCUACACUGAAAUCAUUCUGGCCAACCUUUGGAAAAGCACUCAGUUGUGAUCACCAAAAACAAUACUUUGCUGCCUGUGAGAAAAUUCAAGAUGCCUCAGAUUUCCUUGUGCAAUUUAGCAAGAAUUCUUGGGAUGAGCAUUCUACAGCUGGAGAGGUUCAUGUCAUUCUUUUCAUUGAUGAAUUUGAUAAGUUACAUGAUGCACCUGAGGAUGUUCAUGAUGAAGUUCUGGAAACUUUCCAUGCAAUUAGAAACAAUUCUCAGGAUUUCAUCAUCAGUGCCAUUGUAGCAGUAGUUAUUGGUACAUUCAGCAUUCUCUAUAUUGACACCAGCUUCAAGACAUCACCUUUCAAUAUAAAGGAAUCAAUCUGGAAUCACAAUCAUUCUCUUGAUCAAGUUCAGGAGCUUUACAAUCAGUUUGCAAGUGACACUAAAAUGAAGAUUGAUCAGGAAGUCAUUGAGGACAUCUAUUUUCAGACCAAUGGACAUGCUACUCUUUAUCUUGUAUGUUUAUGUGGACGCGUGAUUGAAGAAAAACUAAUAGGAAGUUUGGAUAUCACAAGGCAUGUUAGUUACAAGAUAUGGCAUAGCUUCAGUGUCAUGUCAUUAAUGUCUGAGGUCAGCAGGUGCCAGACAUGGAAGCAUAUGGUGGAUAGACUUUUACAUCCUGCUGCCAAAGCUGCAGUGGAAUUAUUCCGGUCCAAGUUCAUGUUAAACACAGAUUUUGUAGAGAUCUAUGAAGAUGAAGAAGUUAAGUUGGCAAAUUUCCUUGCAGCUGAAGGACUUUUGGUUGUCAACGAUUUGACAAAGUUCAAAAUUGCAUCACCAUUGGUUGAAGUCCCGUAUUAUCCUUCGUCAGACACUUUGAACACUUUUGAAGUCUUAAAGCAUGCUCAAGCCCAUGUGCCUGUAAUAAUUCCAAUAAGAGAAAUGUACCACGAGAAAGUGUGUAUGAGGGAGAGAUGUGUCGAAUUCUGCGGAAUUGGCUUCUCCAGCAUGGAUUCCAAGUCACCGGGUGGCAUACUCCAUGAAGCUGGUAAACUUACUAAUAAAAUGUAUAGUGACAUCGUUCUCUCAAUGACCAGCGAUCGAACAAUUGUCAUAGAGCUCUUGUCCACAGCGACAAAGGGGCAACUCGAGGAACAUUUUUCUUGUUGGCCAUCAGAACAGCAGUUGGAGGAUGGUCUCCAAGUUGCACAUGUGUGGCAUGAUCUGGGGUUUGAAACGGUUCGGAUUAGCGCGCGCUGGCGAGAUGAGAAGAGUGUCCAGCGGGAAUUAUCGAUGAGGAAAUUUUCUGAAGAUGGGUUAGAAGAUGUGUGGGGAUGGGAUGGAAAGGAACAUAAUCGUAUAAGUAUGUGA